This is a messenger RNA of Peromyscus leucopus (white-footed mouse), 2149 nucleotides long. RefSeq names its product queuine tRNA-ribosyltransferase catalytic subunit 1 (gene Qtrt1). The transcript has 11 exons. Bases 547 to 1806 code for a protein of 419 amino acids. NCBI's taxonomy places the organism in Eukaryota, Metazoa, Chordata, Mammalia, Rodentia, Cricetidae. Gene Ontology annotation, molecular function: tRNA-guanosine(34) queuine transglycosylase activity. The record is from RefSeq and is a predicted model, not a curated record. Gene Ontology annotation, cellular component: cytosol.
CCUAACUCUAACUCUCUUGCCUUUACCUCCCAAGUGCUAGGAUUGCAAGUGUGUCUUUUUUCCCCUGGAAAAAAGUUCUGGAGCUUGCUGUAUAGACCAGGCUGGCCUUGAACUCACAGUGCUCCACUUGCCUCUGCCUUCCCAGUGCUAGCAUCAAAGCUGUGUUGGUUCUGUUCUCUUCUCCACACAAUCCUUUUUGCUCAGCCUCACAAACCUUGGGAUUCCAGUUGAGUCGUCGUAACGAGCUGUUGUAUUGUAUACAGUAGGAGAAAAAUAUGUCUUGGCGUGUUUUUAAAUUACAUUCAUUGUGUGUCCGCCCACACGAAUUUGCAGGAAUCGGUUCUCAUUCUGGGUCCCAGAGACUGAACCCAGGUCAUCGGGCUUAGCGGCGUGUAUCUUCGCUCGCCCUGCCGCUAUCUAGCCAUUCAUUACCCAGCGAAAGGGACAGCAGUGGGAUCUGGAAGCCGCGCGCCCCAGAGUGAGGUGGAGGUAGGCGUCGGUUGCCAUGGUUCCCUGUAGCCCGCAGGUCACGUGAUUCGAGACAUCAUGGCGCUGUCCUCUGUGGUCUCAGCCCACGUGGUUCCGGGGCCGGAAAUGGCGGCGGCAGGCAGCCCGGCUUCGCUGGAGUCCGCUCCGCGGAUCAUGCGGCUGGUGGCUGAGUGCAGUCGCUCCGGGGCCCGGGCGGGCGAGCUGCGGCUGCCUCAUGGCACUGUGGCCACCCCGGUGUUCAUGCCGGUGGGAACACAGGCCACCAUGAAGGGCAUCACCGCGGAGCAGCUGGACAGCCUGGGCUGCCGCAUCUGCUUGGGCAACACCUACCACCUGGGGCUGAGGCCGGGCCCGGAGCUGAUCAGGAAGGCCCAGGGCCUCCACGGCUUCAUGAACUGGCCCCACAAUCUGCUGACGGAUAGCGGCGGCUUCCAGAUGGUGUCUCUGUUCUCCCUGUCCGAGGUGACCGAGGAGGGCGUCCGCUUCCGCUCGCCCUACGACGGCGAAGAGACACUCUUGAGCCCAGAGAGGUCUGUGGAGAUCCAGAACGCGCUGGGCUCUGACAUCAUCAUGCAGCUGGACGACGUUGUGAGCAGCACAGUGACAGGCCCUCGAGUGGAGGAGGCCAUGCACAGGUCGGUCCGCUGGCUAGACAGAUGCAUCGCAGCCCAUAAGCAUCGGGACAAGCAGAACCUGUUUGCCAUCAUCCAGGGUGGACUGAAUGCCGAUCUGCGGACCACUUGCCUGAAAGAGAUGACCAAGAGGGAUGUGCCGGGCUUCGCCAUUGGAGGUCUGAGUGGGGGAGAGAGCAAGGCACAGUUCUGGAAGAUGGUGGCAUUAAGCACCUCCAUGCUGCCCAAAGACAAGCCGAGAUACCUGAUGGGGGUUGGCUAUGCCACCGAUUUGGUGGUCUGCGUGGCUCUUGGAUGUGACAUGUUCGACUGUGUGUACCCCACACGGACAGCGCGCUUUGGCUCUGCUCUUGUGCCCACUGGGAACCUGCAGUUGAAGAAGCAGCAGUACUCCAAGGAUUUCAGUCCCAUAAACUCCGAGUGUCCCUGUCCCACCUGCCGAAAGCACAGCCGCGCCUUCCUGCACGCCCUGCUGCACAGCGACAACACCGCAGCCCUGCACCACCUGACCGUGCACAACAUUGCCUACCAGCUGCAGCUGCUAGGCGCCCUGCGGAGCAGCAUCGUGGAGCAGCGCUUUCCUGACUUUGUGCGAAACUUCAUGCGCACCAUGUAUGGGGACCACAGCCUGUGUCCUGCCUGGGCUGUUGAAGCACUGGCCUCCGUGGGAAUCACACUCACAUGACCUGGCUGCCCGAGGAGGGAUGCUGGGCUUUAGCAGACCUGGGUACCACCUUCUGUCAGCUGCCUUCCAGAGUGUCCAUUGCGCCAGCCUCCUCACUGGACUCCCUGCUCAGACACAUCUGUGGCUCGAAGCAUCAAAUUACUACUGAGUAAUCGUUUCAUCCUGGCACGGUGGUGCAUGGCCAUAAUCCCUAAAGUCAAGAGGCUGGGGCAGGAGGAUUGGGAGUUCCAGGACAGCCUGGGCUACAUAGUAAGGGUCAGCCUGAGCUACACAGACUGACUCAAGUAAACAAAACCACCAGCUGGGACCCUGGCCUAUAAAAGAGCUCUUUGUUCAUAAUAAA